AUGAAUAGAUAUAUUCAAUAUAUUAUUCUAUGGCUUAUAAGCAUAACCUUUACCUUAGUUAUAUCCAAUGAAAGUGUACCAGCUGUACAAAAGAACUGUGCACACCUUAAUGAUUCUUGCAGUCGGGUUUUCUUUCGUCACUGUUGUGACAAAUUAGUUUGUCAUGGGUUCUUCAAUGGAAUAUGUGUUCAAUGUCUUGGUACAAAUAAAUUAUGUAUUUGGAGCUCAGACUGUUGUAGUGGAAGCUGUUGGUUUUUCCACUGUCAAGAAAAAUAUAGUAAUGUUAGUACAGAUAUUGUGAAUACUACAGAAACCCAACAAAAUGAGACCACUUUAUAA
This is a messenger RNA of Schistosoma bovis, 339 nucleotides long. Lineage: Eukaryota; Metazoa; Platyhelminthes; Trematoda; Strigeidida; Schistosomatidae. The record is from the annotation of a GenBank genome assembly.